Molecule: messenger RNA, 376 nt
Organism: Frankliniella occidentalis (western flower thrips)
Lineage: Eukaryota; Metazoa; Arthropoda; Insecta; Thysanoptera; Thripidae
Exons: 4
Coding region: 1-339 (112 amino acids)
Source: RefSeq, a predicted model, not a curated record
AUGGCAGGAUAUGAUUCUGUAAACAGCCAUCAAAAUAAGCAAGACAAAGCUGGAGAAAACACCCAAGAAGAUCAACCGAAUGAUGGUAAUCAACCGCAAGAGAUAGAUAAUCCUGGAACUGUGCCUACUGAGACAACUACACUAUCAAGUGAUGACAACGAUUAUGAAAGUGUUAGUGAAAACAGUUUGGGGGAUGGAUUGGUUUCUACUUCAAUGGAACCGAAGGAACCCCCAUCAUUAUCAUCACCAACUACCGCUUUGGAAUCCCAGAAAGACUCGGGCAUUGAUAGUGAAAAACCAAAGCAGGCACUUAAACAAGUUGGUAAGAGCUUGGAAUAGGUACAGUAAUUAGGCAAAAUGAUAAAAAAUUUGUAAA